AUGUGUUCCUCUGCUUUCUGUUCCCAGGUGGCUCACACAAUUCUCAAGGCUCAUGCCAAGGUCUGGCACCUGUAUAAUGACAAAUAUCGUUCUCAGCAACUGGGGAAGGUGGGGCUGGUGCUGAACUCAGACUGGGCUGAACCCAAGACUCCAACCAGCUCUGAGGAUGUGAGGGCAUCUGAGAGGUACCUGCAGUUCAUGCUUGGCUGGUUUGCUCACCCCAUAUUCGUUAAUGGUGAUUACCCAGACAUCCUGAAGGCUCAGAUCCAGGAAGUGAACCUGCAGUGCUCCACCAGAGUUGCAGAGCUGCCUCAGUUUACAGAGGAGGAGAAAUCCUGGGUGAGAGGGACUGCAGAUUUUUUUGGUCUUUCCCAUUACACCUCCCGCCUGGUCAGUGCUGUGACGAAUGGGACCUGCACACCAGGCUAUGAGAGCAUCGGCAACUUCUCCCUGCAUGUGGACCCUUCCUGGCCACAGGCUGCCUCUUCUUGGAUCCACGUGGUUCCUUGGGGACUAAGAAGGCUGCUGAAGUUUGUAUCCCAGGAAUACACAGGGACAAAGAUCCCAAUAUACGUGGCAGGGAAUGGAGUGCCCACGGAGGACGUGGGGGACGCUGUUAAUGACACUCUGCGCGUGGAGUAUUUCCGCCGGUACAUCAAUGAGGCUUUAAAAGCUGUGAAACUGGACGCGGUUGAUGUUCGCUCGUACAUCGCUCGAUCCCUCGUUGAUGGCUUUGAAGGCCCAGUGGGCUACAGCCUAAAGUUUGGGCUGCAUCAUGUGAGCUUUGAAGACAGCAACAGACCAAGGACCCCCAAGGCAUCUGCUUAUUUCUAUUCCAGUGUUAUUGAAAAAAAUGGUUUUCCACCCAAAGCCUUGAACAGACUUUCUACACCGGUGGUGUUUGACCGACCUAUGCCAUCAAAGUUGCCCAAUUUACCAGCAUCAGAAGUUCCCUCCAAAGCAAAGGUUGUCUGGCAGAAGUUUUCAUCUCAGUCUGACUUUGAAAGAGACAUGUACUUUUAUGGGACAUUUCCAGAGGACUUUACAUGGGGUGUGUCAUCUUCUGCCUACCAGGUAGAGGGAGGUUGGGAUGCUGAUGGGAAAGGACCCAGCAUUUGGGACGUCUUCACUCAUGUCCCAGGGAAUAUAAAGAAUAAUGAUAAUGGAGAUGUAGCUUGUGAUAGCUACAACAAGGUGGAGGAAGAUAUUUACCUGCUGAGAGCCUUAGGGGUAAAGAACUAUCGUUUCUCUCUGUCCUGGCCUCGAAUUUUCCCCACUGGAAGGAACAACUCAAUCAACAGCCAUGGAGUUGACUACUAUAACCGUCUCAUUGAUGGACUGGUGGCAAACAACAUCACUCCAAUCGUCACUCUCCACCACUGGGACCUGCCACAAGCUCUCCAGGACAUUGGUGGCUGGGAGAGCAACGCACUGAUUGACCUGUUUGACAGUUUUGCAGACUUCUGUUUCCAGACCUUUGGGGACAGGGUGAAGUUCUGGAUUACAUUCAACGAACCCCAAGUCAUUGCCUGGGUGGGCUACGGCCUUGGGAUUUUCCCACCCAAUGUCAAAGACCCUGGCAGUGCCCCCUACAAGGUUGCCCACAUCUUGCUGAAAGCUCAUGCCAAGGUCUACCACACCUAUGACGACAAGUACAGAGCGAGUCAGGGAGGGAUCAUUGCCCUGUGCCCCAACAUUGACUGGGCUGAGCCAAAGACCCCAAGUGACGCCAGGGACAUCGAAGCUGCAGACAGGUACCUGCAGUUCGUGGUGGGGUGGUUUGCACACCCCAUUUUCAAAAAUGGGGACUACCCCGAGGUGAUGAAGUGGAAGGUCGGGAACAGGAGUGAGCUCCAGGACCUGCCGUCGUCUCGCCUGCCGGUGUUCACCGCGGAGGAGCGGGAGUACAUCAGGGGCACAGCAGAUGUCUUCUGCUUCAACACCUACAGCUCCAAAAUCGUAACCCACUCAACGACCCGGCUCAAGCCCUUCUCUUAUGAGUAUGACCAGGAGGUUUUGACAAAGGUUGACAGCUCCUGGCCUUCCUCAGCUGUUAGUGACCAUCGGGCUGUGGCCUGGGGGCUGAGGAGGCUACUGAACUGGAUCAAAGAGGAAUAUGGAAAUCCCCCAAUAUACAUCAUUGAGAAUGGAGUAGGGAUAAAGACCAAAUCGGAUGUUGAUGACAACGCCAGGAUAUUCUACUACAAAACAUACAUUGAUGAAGCUUUAAAAGCUUACAAGUUAGAUGGUGUUAAUCUGAAAGGAUACAACGCUUGGUCUUUGAUGGAUGACUUUGAAUGGUUGGAGGGUUAUGACCCAAGAUUUGGAUUGCACCAGGUUGAUUUUGACAAUCCCAACAGGCCAAGAACCCCAAAGCGCUCUGCCGUGUACUACGCAGAAAUCAUCCGCAGUAACGGGAUCCCACUGCCCAAGGAAGAUGAGUUCUUAUAUGGAGAGUUUCCAGAGAACUUUAGGUGGAGUGUGGCAACUGCAGCAUAUCAGAUUGAGGGAGGAUGGAGAGCAGAUGGGAAAGGACUUAGUAUUUGGGACAAAUAUGCUCACACUCCCUUGAGAAUCGGCAACGAUGACACUGGAGAUGUAGCUUGUGACAGCUACCACAGGAUUGAAGAGGAUGUGGAGAUGCUGAAAAACCUCAAGGUGUCUCACUAUCGCUUUUCCAUCUCCUGGCCCCGUGUUCUCCCUGAUGGGACCACCAGGUACAUCAAUGAAAAGGGACUGAACUACUACGAAAGGCUUAUCGAUGCUCUUCUGGCAGCUAACAUUGAGCCUCAGGUCACUCUCUAUCACUGGGACCUCCCACAGGCACUGCAGGAUGUUGGUGGGUGGGAGAAUGAUACUAUAGUUCAGAGGUUUAAGGAAUACGCUGAGCUCAUUUUCCAGAGACUGGGAGAUAAAGUGAAAUUUUGGAUAACCCUCAAUGAGCCCUACAACACUGCAUAUCUUGGUUAUGGUGUUGGCACAGCUGCUCCAGGUGUCUCCACCCGGCCGGGCCGAGCUCCCUACGUGGUGGGACACAACUUAAUCAAGGCCCACGCAGAGGUUUGGCACCUCUACAAUGAGACCUACCGGGCAAAACAAGGAGGGUUGAUCUCCAUCACCAUCAACUCUGACUGGGCAGAACCACGGAACCCACACAGCCAGGAGGACAUCGACGCUGCCAGGAGAUUCCUGCAGUUUUUCCUAGGUUGGUUUGCUCAUCCCAUUUUCAAGAAUGGUGAUUAUAACGAAGUGAUGAAGAGGAGGAUUCGGGAACGGAGCCUGGCUCAGGGGCUGAGCCAGUCCCGGCUUCCAGAAUUUACUGAGAGUGAAAAACAAAGAAUUAAAGGCACUUAUGACUACUUUGGACUAAAUCAUUACACCACAGUUUUAGCAUACAACUUCAACUUUCCCAAGGGCGUUCAGUCAUAUGACUCUGAUAGGGGUGUCGCGUCGGUGACCGACCGCAGCUGGCUGGACUCUGGGUCUGCAUGGCUGAAGGUGACACCCUUUGGAUUCCGAAAGAUCCUGAGGUGGAUAAAGGAAGAGUACAACAACCCUCCCAUUUAUGUGACUGAAAAUGGCAUCUCAGAAAGGGGAGACUUUAACUUCAACGACACUCGGCGAAUGCAUUACUAUCGCACCUACGUCAACGAGGCCCUGAAGGCUGUUGUGCUCGACGGCGUCGACUUACGAGGCUACACCGCGUGGACACUGAUGGACAACUUGGAGUGGGCAGCAGGCUUAGCUGAGAAGUUUGGGUUCUACCACGUGAAUUUCACAGCCCCCGACCUGCCACGGCGCCCCAAGGCCUCUGCCAGGUACUACUCACAGAUCAUAACCUGCAACGGGUUCCCAGACCCAGCAACGGGCCCACACCCCUGUCUGGAACCGGAGCCGGAAGUGACUCCGACGGACACCGCACCGGGAGCAGCUGACAGUGUGCACUUCCUGGGACUGGAUUUGACAUCCCAGAGUGCAGAAACAGCACUUUAUGUACUUUUUGCCCUCUCAGGAGUUGGAGCAUUGGCCUUGGCUCUUUUUGCAUACAAAUAUGGAAAAUUAUCCAAAAGAUCCCAUAAACAAGCAAACAUGGAACUUACUAGUAAACUGUAA
Molecule: messenger RNA, 4113 nt
Organism: Acanthisitta chloris (rifleman)
Lineage: Eukaryota; Metazoa; Chordata; Aves; Passeriformes; Acanthisittidae
Gene: LCT
Product: lactase
Exons: 11
Coding region: 1-4113 (1370 amino acids)
Biological process (GO): carbohydrate metabolic process
Molecular function (GO): lactase activity
Source: RefSeq, a predicted model, not a curated record